Molecule: messenger RNA, 7467 nt
Organism: Boleophthalmus pectinirostris (great blue-spotted mudskipper)
Lineage: Eukaryota; Metazoa; Chordata; Actinopteri; Gobiiformes; Gobiidae
Molecular function (GO): protein binding
Source: RefSeq, a predicted model, not a curated record
UCACUUGUUUCUUUUCUCGGAGAGACGCGCCGCUGAUCCUUGGAGCUCCGGGACUUUCGGCCUCUUUCUACCCCGAAAACAGCGCUCAAAGAUCCGGGACCGAGCCUCGCUCCGGGAGCUGCAGCAAAACCGGGACCGGCUGGUUUGGUAGGUGUUACAGGGAAAACAGCGAGCUCCACGGUGGAUUUCCUGGUUCAGGUGCGUUUGACCUGGGCCUCUGCUUCGCUGCGUCUGCGAGGAGUGAACGCCAACAGCAGCUUUAAAACAAGAAAUAUAACGUUGUUUUUACGUUUUACAUAUUUGUUAAAGUUUGGAGUUCUUAUAUUUGUGGUUAUUGUUGCUGCUAAAGUGAAUUUUGAAGAUUGAAUCGUGCAAAAUGUCCAUGUUUACAGUCACUCCGAAGGCCUAGCAAACUUUGCGACUUUUGCAGAAGUGAGUUUGUGGGCUUGGAGCCGGUUAAAUGCGGGUUAAGAGCGUGUUUCUGCUGUGGAUCGGAUUAAAUUCAGUGUGAUCGGCGGCCCGGCGCUACUGGUUGGGUCCAGGCCGGGGCAGGAGCAGCUGUCAGCGGGAUAGUGAGCAGCUGAGGCCAGGGAGAGCGAGAGCCUGGAGGUUAGCAGUGGUUUAGCCGUAGCUUCGGAAUGCAGCCUGGCUCGGUCUGGCACGGGUCUGAAAUACUCACUUGGGCUGUUUUUAUCCUUCCUGUGCACGCACAGAUUCCGUCAGAGACAAGGAACCUGCUAAUAACAUGCCACUAACUAACCUAUAGCAUAGGAACUAUAGACUUGUAAGGGAUAGCACAAAGUACAUUGUAAAUUUUAUUUCACUUAAUAUCAGGAAAAUACGGCUGUUUACAAACUCACACGACUCUUUAGAGUCCUGGUUUAGUGCUGGUCCUGCUCUGAUUAUAUUAUGACUCCUGGUUAAGUCCUGGUUCAGUACUUGGCUUAACCUCUCUUUUGGUCUUUGAUUGGUGAAAGACCAAUAAUAUUUGGUUUUGAUUAGUUGUAGUCUUGGUAUUAUCAGGGUUUUCUCCCUUGUUGUUGUUUACCUAUCUGUUUUAUUCCUGGUUCAGUAUUAACUAUGGUCCUAGGUUUAAUCCUGAUUUUAGUCCUGGUUUAAGACCUGAUUUAGACACUGGUUCAGACCUGGUUAAAAUUUUUGUUAUCAUCCUAGUUUUGAAUCAUGUUUUUUGGCCAUGGUUCAGUACUGCUCCAGUCUUGGUUUAGCUCUAGUUUUUAGACUUGGUUUUUGUUAUGGCGUUAGAGUCAAAUUCAUUCAAAUAAGACCAUGAACUUUAGAUAAUCACUUUAACACAGACACAGAUAAGAGUAGGAAGAGAGGUUACACCAGCACUCUUUAAAACACUAAUCACAUCAGGGUUAAUUCAGAUGCCCUCCCUGCCAUUUACAGGUCACACGUUUGAAGUUUGAGGGAAUUCUUUUCAUCUGUCCAAAGACUAACACUAAAGUAGUCGGGAAUGAACCAGGACUGAACCGGGACUGAACCAGGAUUGAACCAGGACUGAACCAGAUCUAAAGCAGCUCCAGCCCGGGACCGAACCAGGUCUAAACUAAGAUGUUAUUGUAGUAGGCCUAGUAAUUUUCUCUUUGAAACCAGAGUAGUGUUGAUUUGAGGGUUAGGGUGUGUCUGCAGCAAAUCAAGAGGACAAAGAGAUCAGGAGUCUAACCCACAACCUCCUGACUGAGAGGAGAGGCAAACCACUCUGCCACAGGGUUCAUUACUCUUCUAGUGUGGAGUUCAACGAGGAAGUGUUGACACGGCAGCAACCAAUCAGAAUGCAGCUCUGGAGUCAGACCUCUGACAUCAGGAGCAAGGGGAUCCUUCAAAGGGAAGAGCCUGAGGAAUAGACUUCCCUUUUCUUUUCUUUUUUUUUUUUUACCUGUGUGGGCGGAGUCAAGGUGAGCCUCCGAAAUGUGAAGCUGCCAAUCAAAUGGGACUAGCCUGAAGUGCAGCCAAUCCACACCAGCGCUCUGAGAUGCAUUUGAAAUCGUGCCCGAAGUUGUUGCGCUCGGAACUGCGCCUGGACCUGGGUCAGCAACAGGGGGCGCUGUUGAGGCGGGGACAGAGCCAGCGUGUCCCAUUGGCCGCUCUGUCCACCAACACGCUCCGCUGCAGUCCUGCGAGGGGCGCUGUGCUGGGCGGGGCGGCACAGGCCAAGGGCUCAGAGAACGCCGUGUUCACAGAGGAAGAGGGCGGUGGGCUCGACGUUUGGAGUGUCAUCAAACCAGGACAUGUGAGAGAGAAGAUUGCUCUGUUUGCUCACGACACGCCCAGCCAGAGAAAUGCCAAAGGGAGCUGGGAUGUCACUGCCAAACGCCGCAGAAGAACCAGCCAAAUCCAACCAGCUCAAGUCUUCCAGUCUCCCCAGCCUUCAGUGACUCUGAACCUGCAGCCUGCUGCCCGGGACCCCACCCUGGACCCACCCCUGGACCCACCCCUGGACCCACCCCUGGACCCCCCCUCUGGACCCCCCUCUGGACCCUCCUCUGGACCCCCUCUCUGGCACUCCUCUCUCCCCUCUCCCCCCCUGACCCCUCUGACCCUUGCGAAGAUGACUCCAAACUAUCUGUGGUGGAAAUGGUUGCGUUUUUGGAGCAGCGUGUUAUCACCUGCUCGCCACGCCAAACUCCGAAGUUCCGCCUCUAUCACGCUUUCCCGAGCCCCACCCCCUUCUUCUGUCACCACCGACCCUCAACCUGCUCCCCCCUCGGACCGGCCAAUCAUGUUGCAGCAGGGGGAGGAGCCGGAGAGCGUCAGUGUUUCCGAUAUGGUUGCUAAACUGGAGUCUCAGUGUUUGCGACGAAGGACUCAAAGUGAACGCCGAACGGUUGGACGUGUUCUCCUAGCCGAGCAAAACCAUGCUUCCCUUGCCAACAUGCAGCCAAUCAGCUCCUCCAAACCAUUCAAAGUCACACCCGCAGCCUCCACGGCCACAGAGAUAAGAAAGGCGGCUGUUAGCUUUUGUAAAUCAGACGUAAAAGUCAAAGUUACUUCAUCUUUUUCUACUGAUUCAAAGGAGGUUAUUAAGACUGCCACAAAAACCACCCCUACUUUGUCUGAACGUAGUGACGCCAUUGGACGAGGCAGAGUAGAAUCCCCACCCUCCUGUCACUCAAAACCUUCCCAGCUUUGUAAACCGGACAAAAACUCACAAGUCAAACUGAACACAAUGCAAAAAUGUGAAACUCAGAAAUCAGUGAACACGGGGGACAUUUUGAGACCUACUGUACGAUCUGAGGUGGUAUCGGCUAAUAUGAUCAAAAUGGAGGAUGUUAUUUGUGUUAAAGAUGUGACUAAACCUGAUCCUAAGCCUGAUGAUGCAUUAAAAACAGUAGGAGUGUCCUGUGUAAAGUUAAAAAAUACACCUUCGUCUGAGUUUAAAACUGAAAAAUCACUAAACAGUUCCAACAUGGAGGAGCCAGUGCCUGGUUUACUGUUCCUAACCCCUCCCUCUAAAGUCUGUUUCCAAUCAGAGCAGAGAAAACCCCUCAGUCCCACCUCCUUGUCCUCAAACUUAAAUACUGAUUCGUUCCUGGUUCUGUCCACGUCUGAGCUUGCUGUUCAGUCAGAGCAGAGGAAAGUGGAGCGGCAUCACAGCUGCUCCAACUCUGAUUCUUUCAUGGUUUUGUCUCUGGAUCUCACAGGCCCAUCGCAAAUGAGGACACAAUGCUCCUUCUCAUUAAGUCCUGCCUCCUCCUCAGACCAAUCAGAAAAGAGGAAACGUCUGUGCUCUCAGAGUCCUGCCUCCACUUGUGACUCCAGUCCAUUCAGAACGCUCCAAUCCAGCUCUAGGGAUCUCACUGCUCAAUCAGAGAAGAGGAAAGCCAAGUCAGACUCUAACCUGUCACGCAGCUCACUUGAUUUAGUCAUCCAAUCAGAAACAAAAAAACCCAGCAGAGUCCAAUCAGAAAAGAGCUGUCUAACAGUUACAAAGGCUUCAAUUGAUCAAACUGACCAGUUACAAAACAGCAGCGGUCUCUUCAGUGAAUCAGAGAAGAGAAAGUCCUGCCCUGUCACCACCUCAGAGUUCAAUGUCCAGUCAGAAGCCAGGAUUGAACUUUUACCCCUUGAGAGCCAAUUGCAGCGCAGAAGGCUUAACCGUAUCGCCCAAUCAGAGAAGAGGAAGUCUUGCCCUGUGAUGGUUUCUGAUUGGUCAAACACUCUGGACCUUGGCCAAUCACAGACACUGAAAGCCCCAUCAGACUUUGCCUUAGACACAAGCCAAACAGAGCAGAGGAGGUCCUUCCUGGCCUCUUCCUCUGACCAAUCAGAGGCUCGUCCCUGUGGCUCUGUGCUGCGCUCCUCUUCUGAUGUGGGCUAUGAGCGCCGACGCCGCAGGAAGGCAGCGAGAGCCUUCAGCUUGUGCUCAGCCGAGGGGGCAGGGCAAUACAGUGAAGGACGUGUCUCAGAGGACUUUCUGUUGAUGCGGCGCCGCGUACAGAGCCUUUUGGAGCCGCGAUCAAACCUGUCAUACCUGUCCCUAUUGCCACACCACCUGCUCCUGCAGAUUCUGCUGCACCUGCCGACCCGUGCCCUGGCAGCGCUCAAAUGCACCUGUCACUACCUGCGGCUCGUCAUUGACACGUAUGACCCGCGACCAAUGGACGCCCUCUGGGUGUGCGACCCCCGUUACCGAGACGACCCCUGUAAACAGUGUAAACGUCGUCACCAGCGUGGCGACGUGUCUCUGUGCCGCUGGCAUCACAAACCCUUCUGCCAGGCCAUGCCCUAUGGCCCUGGGUACUGGAUGUGCUGCCAUGGUGACCGCCGUGAUGCUCCAGGAUGCAAUGUCGGUCUCCAUGACAACAGAUGGGUGCCCGCCUUCCACAGCAUCAAUGCCCCGAUCUACCGCCAGAGGCCGCGGGAGGAGGAUGAGACGUAAAAGUGUAAAAGUAUAAGGACAAUAUCUCUGUAAGCUAAAUAUACAAACAAUACACACAGAGGAGCUGAGAACUACUAACACUACAAUAUGCAAUAUGUUUAAUACGCCCAGACAGAGAGGAUGAGCGGACUGUACACAAGAACUGUAACGUGCUGAUCUACAGGCAGGGGGCACUGCAGAGCAGGAGGCUAACACUACAGUAUGCUAACGCUACAGUAUGUUGUAUUUUUGACACGCCAAAAACAGAGACAAAAGCUACCAACAUUACAGCUUGUCUGUAUCACAGUGUGAUCCAGAUACUUGGAAAUCAUGGACUGGAACCAUCACUGUCUCAAACACACAAAGAAGGAGAGGAGCAGGAGAAGAGGAGAGCUGACAGAAACCAUUUUAUCAUAACCAUGAAUGGACAGAGGCAGAGAGGAGGGAGAGAGACUACUAAUACUCCCUAAUGUGCAUCAGUGCAUCUUCAAACCAGAAGAGGAAAUCACAGAACAGUAUAAUCUAAUUCAAGAUUUUAUAUUUAAAUUUUCAAACUCAAAAGUCAAAAUGGGAGACCAAAGAGUUGUUAGACAGAGCUUAAAUAUAGUGUUUCUGAUAUUAGCCAAUCAGAAAGGAAAAUACCCAAUGUCCUGCCUCUAAGCCUGCUUCUUGCCCAAUCAGAAUACUUAUUUUGCACAGUAGUGAUGGACUAGAACGCAUUUACUAGAGCGUUCUAGAGACGAAUGGCUCCUUAUGCACCGAUUGGGCAGGUAGCACAAAGGGACCGCAAAAGCAGAAGGGAUAUUAGGUUACAUUUUAGGUGAUAUACUAUAUUAAAAGCAUGUUUAUUAGUAAGUCUUGGUGUAUUCUAAGAUCCAGAACCGGAUUUUUAAAAAUAAAGUUACACAGCGAAAUCCUGGGCCCACAUUUGUGAUUGUUGGAAGUCACAAAAUGGCCACUGUUUCUCUGACGACACAGAUCUGGCAGCGACAGUUUAAUGUAUCUACUCUAGUAAGUUUUUGCAGAUAUUUUUAAAUGUUUAGAGUCUCAGUCAAGACUCUUUACGCAAUGAUUCUACCAACAGAAAACCCCUCAUUAAAAUUUUUAAUGAAGACAGAGAAGAAUUAUACAAGUUCAAAUGAACACAAAUGUCUGCAUAAAAAGAAUAAUUACUUAUCUAAUUUAAUAUUUAUAACAUUUUAACUUAAACAGGGGCUAUUGUGCAAAAUAGAUUUUUUUUUUUGGGGGGGGGCAGGGUCUUUCCUCAUCAGAAACAUGCGUGAAGAGAUCUUUAGAUGUCUUCCAUGCACGUUUGAGUAUUUAGCGGUCUGUCCUGUGCCCUAUUCAAACCAUCCUUAUGGUUAGCAAAUUGAGCCUGUACAAGACUCCGUCCCCAAGUCUACAUCAUCCAUGCUCCCGCACAAUAAUUUUCAGAAAUAUACAACAUCAUGAUACAAAUCGAUACACUACAACUUGACAACCCUGAUGCGAUGUACGGUAGUUUCGUUAUGGGGAUGUUGUUUUACAACAUUGGGAUUUAAAAUGUCCAAAUUAUAGCAUAAUUUGUGUCAAAAUCAAGUGCUACAUAGUAGAUUAUACGAUAUAGCAGACACAUGCAUAAUAUGUCCCAUUUUAAAUUAGCUGUUCUGGAAUUUCCUCCUUUGGUUCAGCUUGGCUCUGUCUCGGUCUAUUCUAGACUCAAAAUCUUCCAGAAACCUUUGAAUCCAGAAGUUUGGGUUAAUAAAAUAACUAAUAAGACUCAGACUGUUAUGGAGAAUGCAAUAUUAUAAUUUAUAUGGUUGUUUGUGUUAAAGUCACAUGAAGCUUUAGAACAAGCCUGAUUGGUCGAUGUCCGGGCGGGUGAUAUGACUAUUAAAAACAAGUAAAUUCCCUGUAGUUGAACCUGAGCUGUGUAACUGUCAGAUUGCAGAUAUGUUGACCUGGUUUAUGGUUAAUAUCUCUGUAAUAAUUGGGCCUACCCACAUGAAACAAAAACUGACACAAAGGCAGUAUGAAUAAACUAAAGUGACUUUUUUUUUUUCACACUAGCUUCAGACAGUGGUAUCAUUAUUCAACUCCAAGGACAUGAUUGCUGUCAUCUGAAAGGACUUUAAGCCAAUCCCAGACAAAUAAUGAGAAGGGUCACAUUUGGGAAUCAUAAGAUUUCUUGAGUCUUCCAUAGAGUUAUAAAGACCCUUGCUCUACUUGAUAUGAUGUCACAUUUAGUCAUAUUGCUCGGCCCUGGUGCUUCCUUUCCUUUAACUCCUAUGUCGUGACUUCAGUGUGUGGGGGCUUGGCCUAUUUGUUUGUGUGCGUGGCUCUGUUUGUUUGGGGCGUGGCUCUGCACCUUGUUUGUGUUUACAUUUGUACAGAAAUGAGAGUUUAUAUUAAUGUCAAAGGGAUUCUGUCUCGUCCAAUCAGAAGCUGCGGGAUAAUCACAUGACUUUGUUAAAUUUUAUUAUUGUUUUUGCUGUUUUUGUGGGAGUGGCCUUUGAGACGAUGCAAUAUGUGAGAAAAUAUAUGAGAAAAUGAGGCGUGUUUUUUAAGUUUGGGAGAUUCUGCUUUAAUAAAGUGCUUUUCUUUGA